This is a messenger RNA of Suillus fuscotomentosus, 297 nucleotides long. RefSeq lists its product as uncharacterized. Lineage: Eukaryota; Fungi; Basidiomycota; Agaricomycetes; Boletales; Suillaceae. The transcript has a single exon. The record is from RefSeq and is a predicted model, not a curated record. The annotation marks the transcript as partial.
AAGCUAGAGCAAAUGUCUGACCAUUUGUUUGCGGACUCACGGGGUCGAGCCCGCAUGCUAGAGUGGUUUCAUCCUCACGCGGUUGCUUACAUCUCCCUCACUGUCAGCAACGAGAUGGACGCAGUAAAGGAGGCUCUCCGUGGGACACUCGAUUCCGUGACGCCACAGUUCCUCUUGACGUGGGACCUCAGCACUACUAUACAAGACAAGGUCGCGCUGAAAGCACCGAUCUUACAGCAUAUCCUCCGCUGUGCUGCUCAGACGGAAUGCGCUAUGGAAAGGAACAGGAUCAAAGAC